GCCCUCGCGCUGCCCCCGGGUCUCUCCGGGGCGGCCGCGCAGGCGGAUCGGCGCUCGCACGUCAAUCACCGGUUGCCUUGGCAGCCUUUUGACGUCACCGCUCCCUGCCCUGUCCCUGCUCCUGGGGCUGGUGAUUGGAGGGAAACCCCGUGGAUCAGAGCGAGACGGACCGACUUGCCUGCGAGUGCGAGUCAGCUGGGCAGCUCGAGCGAGGACGCGAUUAAUUCACACUCUCAGCCGCAAGCAGCCAUGGACAAGAGCGAGCUGGUGCAGAAGGCCAAGCUGGCGGAGCAGGCCGAGCGCUACGACGACAUGGCCGCCUCCAUGAAGGCGGUGACCGAGCAGGGCGGCGAGCUGUCCAACGAGGAGAGGAACCUGCUGUCCGUGGCCUACAAGAACGUGGUGGGCGCCCGGCGCUCCUCCUGGCGGGUGGUCUCCAGCAUCGAGCAGAAGACCGAGGGCAGCGACAAGAAGCAGCAGAUGGCCAAGGAGUACCGGGAGAAGAUCGAGGAGGAGCUGAAGGAGAUCUGCAAGGACGUGCUGGCUCUCUUGGACAAGUUCCUGAUUCCCAACGCUUCCCAUGCAGAAAGCAAAGUCUUCUACUUGAAAAUGAAAGGAGAUUACUAUCGCUACUUAGCUGAGGUGGCUGUUGGAGAAGAGAAAAACACAAUAAUUUCGAACUCGCAGCAGGCCUACCAGGCAGCUUUCGACAUCAGCAAGAAAGACAUGCAGCCCACACAUCCCAUUCGCCUGGGCCUGGCCCUCAACUUCUCCGUCUUCUACUACGAGAUCCUCAACUCGCCCGAGCAAGCCUGCUCGCUGGCGAAAACGGCGUUUGAUGAAGCGAUCGCAGAGCUUGACACGCUGAACGAAGAUUCCUACAAAGACAGCACAUUAAUCAUGCAGCUACUGAGGGACAACUUGACCCUGUGGACCUCGGACAACCAGGGCGAAGAGGAGGCCGAGGACGGGAAGGACAACUGAUGGCCGGCCCGGCUCCCGUCCGCUGUCAUCCCUGUUUGUCGACGCUGAGACCGCCUCAUCCAGCUGUCCCGUACCGUACGACUAGUCUCUGUUUCGGUUCUUUCACUCACGAGCUUUCUGUCACUUUCGUUUCUGGGAGGGUGAGCGGGCGGGGAGAAGGAGGUGGG
Lepisosteus oculatus (spotted gar) is the source of this 1151-nucleotide messenger RNA. It is a transcript of the gene ywhaz, whose product is annotated as tyrosine 3-monooxygenase/tryptophan 5-monooxygenase activation protein, zeta polypeptide. The record is from RefSeq and is a predicted model, not a curated record. NCBI's taxonomy places the organism in Eukaryota, Metazoa, Chordata, Actinopteri, Semionotiformes, Lepisosteidae. Gene Ontology annotation, biological process: intracellular protein localization; signal transduction. Gene Ontology annotation, cellular component: cytoplasm.